Molecule: messenger RNA, 4884 nt
Organism: Opisthocomus hoazin
Lineage: Eukaryota; Metazoa; Chordata; Aves; Opisthocomiformes; Opisthocomidae
Source: RefSeq, a predicted model, not a curated record
AUGGUGGCUCUGAAUCAGACUUUUGCAGAAGACCUGAGUGAUCGAGCUUAUCAGGCAAAUGGCAAGCGGCUGCCAGCUGCUUCUGCGCGUGCUUUCCCAAAUUCUGGUGGCUUUUCUGUGGCAAGAACAGCUCAACAGCCUUUCACAAGAGGGAUGACAGCAAAGAUGUCCACAAACAUUAACGCUAAUAGCGUUCUGCCUUAUAGAUCUCAGCUUUCCAAAGUCUCUCCAAAUACCCAAGCCAGUAAACUCCCCAAAGAAUCAAAGAUAGCGGGCACUGUUUUGGAAACAGGCAUGAUGAGUCCUGAUCUAGCUGCAGUGCUGUUAAUUACUUCCACUACAGGCCUUUCAAAACCUGAACCUGCUAUCACAAAUACAUCUGCUACUAGUAUCUUUGUAACUGCACUUCUUCCACUUGGAGAUGCAGAAAGUCCAGAUAUAACUGCAAAUAAAGACAGAAAUAUGAGAGUACCCACUGUUGUGACACCACAUACCGAAUAUUCACCUCCAAGAGCUUUACAUCAUUUUGCCUUUGGUCAGACUUCACGUUCAGUUGAUGGAAAGCAUCUUGCCUCUGUCAUGCCUCCAGCAUGGGUUACGUGGCCAUCACUGAUUUCUAAUGUGAUGGACAGCCAUGGCUCCAGCUUUUCUGGGUUUUCGAGUGUGGACUCUGAAAGCAAUUUAGAUCCUGUCAGCUCUCCUGAAGUCGCAACUUCAGCUUCUACGUGGACGAAUACAGCAUUGCUGUCUCCAGCUGGCAUUAGUAUUCCUUCGGUAAAAACUUCCAUUCAAAUGGCAGUAAGAGAAGUUCUUCCAAGUAAUUCUCUGUUGGAAACCAAGUACCAUGUACCAUACUCAGUAGUUUCAAGUCUGCAAGAGAAAAUGAAUACAAAUAAGCAGUCUCUCUUCUCCACUCCUUCAGCAAACUAUACAUAUGCAAACUCUAUUCAAAAUGUUUCAAAUUUACCCUUUGCUGGAACCAAGUCGAAUAGUUUUCCAGAAUUUGAUGUAGAUUCAUUUGCACUGAAAACAUCUCCUGCUCAGUAUUCGUCCCUUGCUACCACUUUGACAGUGCCUGACCCCCUGCAAAAAAAGCAUGGAAGCACAGCUGAAAACGUUGCUAAUUUCUUCACUGUUGGAGACGUUAAUAUCAGUAUACGCUACGAAACACCUCUCCAUUUACAUGUACCUCCUGCUAAUGAUGCAGGUGCUUCCCCUAGCACUCUAGAAUCACAAACAACUGAUGCUGGAAAGAUUACUUUACUGACAAAAACCUUAGGCACAACACCAGCAUUGGCUUUUCAGCUCACUGACAACUUGACUUUUUCUGCCAGCUAUGACAACAGUGUCACCCACAGCACACUGCCAGCUGAGUCCCCCUUUCCCAUAACCAAGCCUUCUAGAUCAACCCUCUUGCAUAGUUUUAUUACAGAAGAUGACAUUGGUUCUGGAAAUUUACCAGAAUUUGCAAAUGACCAGUUAGAGUCCUCUGGUUAUUUGGUUACAGAUGAUAAAAAUCCAGCUACAUUUAUUGUGGAGGAGUGGGACACAAGUGCUACAAGACAUAAUCUAAUUUCCGCACAUGUACCAAGGCAGACAGAAACAACAGUAACUGACAGCCAGAAGUUCCCAAGCUCAGAAAUCACCAAAACAUCAACCCCGUAUCCACUGACAAUGACAGCAGCUUUGACAUCUAUUACAGCAUCAGCGAAAACAACUAGGCUUCCCCCUACUCCAGUGGAAAACACCUCUGCUCCUCCCGAAACCACGGCAGCAGCUGCCAGCAGUUCCUCCCUGGAUUGCCGGCUCUCCAGGAACCUUAUGGUUAAAACAGUCCUUUUUCUGAACACGAGGAGGAUGCUGAUCAGCAAUCUCUUCAAGGAGAGUGUGAGAAAAGGACUCAACCAAGUGCUGAGACAAGCUUUCAACCAAAAUGUCAGUGCUCAGGUUGAAAUCCUGGAGCAAUCAAAUAAUGUAACAGUUGGUUACUACGUUACACGGGGCAGACUGGUUUUUAUGCCAGCUGCUGUAAUUGAAAGGCUUCUUGCGUACGGCGUUAGCAAUGCCACAGCAGACAUAAAGCAGCACGUACCACAUCUGCAGUCCGUGGCAGCCCUGGCCUUGCCGUGGACGCCUCUUCCUGCGUACCACUUCCAGCUGAAAACAGAGCUGCAGUUUGUGGGUCAAACAGACAAUAUCCAGUCAUGCAAAUUUGUUCAGACUAUGGAGCAACGGUUACAGAGAGCGUUUCAGGAUGCUGAAAGAAAGGUCUUAAACACCAGCAACAACUUAACAGUUCAGAUUUUGAACACCUCCAACGUCUCCCAAGCUGUCACUCUGUUUUAUGUAGUGAACAAUCAAAGCACAACUCUAAAUGGCACUAUUUCCAGCAACCUUCUUAAUCAGCUGUCAGCUGAGCUGGUGGGCUUCUAUCUAACCUACCCGCCUCUCACCAUUGCAGAAUCUUUGGAGUAUCCAAACCUUGAUGUCUCAGAGUCAACUAGAGACUACUGGGUGAUAACAGUUAUUCAAGGGGUUGAUAUUGCAUUACUGGGACUGAACAAUCAGAGCUUUGCAAGAUUAAUGGAGCAGCGUUUGGCCCCGCUGUUUAUGAUGUCCCAUCAGCAAGGAAGACGAUUCAAACGUGCCACUACUGUGGGCAGCUACACUGUACAGGUGGUAAAAAUCCAACGUAUUCCAGGACCCAAGGAGCCAGCUGAACUGACAUACUACACUUUGUACAACGGGAAACCUUUGCUGGGCACUGCAGCUGCCAAAAUUUUGAGUACCGUUGACUCCCAGCGGAUGGCUUUGACACUAGGUUACGUUAUUCAAGUUCAAGCUGAUCCUGUGGUGAAGAACCCCCCGAACAACCUAUGGAUCAUUGCAGCUGUGCUGGCUCCCAUUGCUGUGGUUACGGUUAUCAUCAUCAUCAUCACAGCGGUUCUGUGUAGAAAGAACAAGAAUGACUUCAAACCGGAUGCCAUGAUGAACCUGCCUCAGAGAGCUAAGCCAGUACAAGGCUUUGACUAUGCCAAGCAACACUUAGGUCAGCAGGGAGCUGAAGAUGAGGUUUUACCUGUAACUCAGGAGACUGUCGUACUUCCACUUCCAGUUAGAGAUGGUCCUGCCUCCCAGGAAAGAGAAAUUACUCAGGAUGGGAGCACCAUCAAAACUGCCAAAUCCAAUGAAACAAGGAAAAGCCGGUCCCCGAGUCAGAACGGCUCCAUCAUCAGCAACGGGUCGGGAAAGCCCAGCUCCGGCCGCAGCUCCCUCCAGAAAGUAACGGCACCACAAAAGGUGACAAAAGAUGACGGAAGGAAAAGAAACGUGCCCAUAAGCGAUGAAGAGGAAGGAGGCAUGCUCUUUGAUAACAUUGCCAAAUCUGCCAUUGACCCCUUCGACACCUCUUCGGGAUCGGUACAGCUGAUAGCUAUCAAACCCGUGGCACUACCUGCUGUUCAUGCUGCAUCAGACAGGAGCCAGGAAUCUGCCAUCAUUAAUGGAGAGGUGAACAAGGCUUUGAAGCAGAAGUCUGAUAUAGAACAUUACCGUAACAAGCUGCGCUUGAAAGCCAAGAGGAAGGGGUACUAUGAUUUCCCACAGGUUGAUAACAACAAGGGGCUGACAGAGAGAAAAAGGAUGUAUGAAAAAAAUCAGAAGGAGCUUGACCACAUUUUGGAUCCAGAUGCAGAUGUCUCGUCUCCAUUUGCUGAGCCUAAGAACAGGCAACCAAUGAAGAACUCGGUAUACAGAAGCAGGCAGUCUUUGAACAGUCCUAGCCCAGGAGAAACUGAGAUGGAUCUUCUUGUGACUCGAGAAAGACCUAGGCGUGGAAUCCGUAACAGCGGAUAUGAUACUGAGCCUGAAAUUAUAGAAGAAACAAAUGUUGACCGUGUCAACGAGCCUCGGAGUUACGCCAGGUCCCGUCAGGCCAAAGGCCACUCGGAGACCUCAACUUUAAGUUCUCAGCCCUCCAUUGAUGAGGUUCGACAGCAGAUGCAUAUGCUCUUGGAAGAGGCUUUCAGCCUGGCCUCUGCGGGCCACGGAGGACAGAGCAGGCAGGAGGCGUACAGCUCAGCACCGCACUUGCCCUACUCGGAGGUUGUGACCAGUGCUCCUGGUACCAUGACCCGAUCUAGAGGGGGGGUACAGUGGGUACCCACAUACAGACCAGAAAUGUAUCAGUACAGUUUACCAAGACCAGCUUACAGAUUUUCUCAGCUUCCUGAGAUGGUAAUGGGUUCUCCUCCUCCUCCUGUCCCUCCCAGAACAGGUCCCGUGGCUGUUGCCUCUCUCAGGAGGUCUACAUCAGAUAUUGGCAGCAAAGUGAGAAUACCUGAGUCCAGUGGGGUAGAUCAGGCCCAGCAUCAUGAUCAGGCAUCUUUUGCACCUGGUUCGAGAGCUCCGAUGUCUGUUGGUCCACUUGAUCAAUCGGCUUUUCACUCAGGAAAUACUGUACCAGCAGUGUUUGCCAUACCAGCAGCAAACCGACCUGGCUUCACAGGCUAUUUUAUCCCAACACCACCAACCGCGUACAGGAACCAAGCCUGGAUGCCCUAUGCUGGAGAAAAUGAAUUACCAGGACAGUGGGCAGACUCAGUUCCACUACCUGGAUACAUUGAGGCUUAUCCGAGGCCCCGCUACCAACAUAAUUCUCCUUCACGACUUCCUCGCCAAUACAGCCAGCAAGCAAGCAUGCAUCCCAGCCUGGAACAAGCUCCUUUGCCGUCCACCGCAGCUUCUCAGCAGAGCCUGUCAGAAAAUGACCCAUCUGAUGCUCCUCUCACCAAUAUUUCUACAGCUGCCCUCGUAAAGGCAAUAAGAGAAGAAGUUGCUAAACUGGCCAAGAAGCAAACAGAUAUGUUUGAGUUCCAGGUCUAG